GUUUCAGAUUCAAAAAAUUUACAAAUGUUCAUUUUGCUAUUAUUGCCAGUAUUAUUUUACACCAUAAAUGGAUUUCGAACACAAAGUGCUGGUGUACGGGGAACUUUGAUGUGCGGGGAUUUACCUUUAGUAAAUACAAAAGUGAAAUUAUGGGAUGAAGAUGGAGCGGAUAUAGAUGAUUUGUUACAAGAAGGGACAACAAAUGCCCAGGGAUAUUUUGAACUAAGUGGUAGUACCAGUGAAAUUACCACUAUCGAUCCCGUUCUUAAAAUAUAUCAUGAUUGCGAUGAUGGAAUAAUGGAAGGCUAAAUGAGUUUAAAAAAAACAAAUCUUUCUGAUCCCUUGCCAACGAAAAGUAGCAUUCGAGAUACCAUCUUCAUAUGUGAACAAUGGUGAACGAGUGUUAAAAUUUUUCGAUAUUGGUACUAUCAAUAUGCAAAUUAUUUUCGAGAAAGAAUCUCGAGAUUGUAUAAAUCGUUGAUAAUUAAUGAUAAAUUCAUUCGUCUUUUGUUCUAAAAUUACUUUAGUUGUUAUUUAAAAGGUAUUUUAUUUCAAAAUAAAAGGAA
Messenger RNA from Loa loa (African eye worm), 566 nucleotides. RefSeq lists its product as hypothetical. Lineage: Eukaryota; Metazoa; Nematoda; Chromadorea; Rhabditida; Onchocercidae. Gene Ontology annotation, cellular component: cell surface. The coding region runs from base 25 to 309 and encodes 94 amino acids. The record is from RefSeq and is a predicted model, not a curated record. The transcript is spliced from 3 exons.